Cyclocybe aegerita is the source of this 909-nucleotide messenger RNA. Lineage: Eukaryota; Fungi; Basidiomycota; Agaricomycetes; Agaricales; Hemipholiotaceae. The record is from the annotation of a GenBank genome assembly.
AUGUCGGUGCACCCCAGACCAGCAGAAAGCUCCUCUCGCCCGUCUCUAACGCCAAUGACGGGAAUGCUGACGGAGUCUAUGAUUCACUACACCGUAUUGUAUGCCACCUGCUUUCUGCCUGCAACCAACUAUUAUUGGAUGUUCUCUGGGGCAGGAACUGACGAGAGACCACUCGAGCGGAAGCAUCGGAUCGCGACGUAUUGCGUAGGUUCCCGUUUGAUGCGCCGCAGCGUCGAGCAAAUCCAAGCAGGCUUCAAGAAGGGAAACGUCGAUGACAUGUUAGAAUAUGGUCUUCGGUUGAUGUCGGGUACCGAUGGUGUCCCUCUUGACUUAGAUUCGGCCAUGAAGAUCCUUAAUAAGGUCCUAGAAAGUUGCCAAGCAGAGAACGAGGGCACGAAGGACUUCUCCCUCUCACACCAUAUGACAAGUGGCAUCAAAUUUUGCUCUGAGAGUUGCGGGUUAGGCCUGUACUCCAACAGCUGUUGUAUCCUAAACCAAAUGUGUCUCUCGCUCGCUGAGUUGGUAAAGGUGUUGCCAGAGGAGACGGGUCUGCACGAGAAAGUGGACUUCCUCGACGAACAAUACCUCGAAUUUCUGGAUGAGACCGGCCACCAGAUCAUGAAAUCAAGGGAGUGUCGACGGAAAGGCAGCACCUCGGUGCACCGAAGAGGCCGCGAACGAGAUUGUUGUUGGGGCCAGGAGCUGAAGGAGGGUGGCACCUACGGACACCCCCCCGGUUCUCCUCGCAAGGAGGUGGCCGACGAGAUUGCAGAAGAAGCGUGGAGUCCUCAACACCGCUUGCGUCAACACCGCUUCUGGGUCAACGUCGGAUUCAAAAAGGUGGCGAGCGAGGUCAUCCAGCGGGAUGGCGCAAGGGCGCAAGGCACUGUGUGGGCGGUUGGCGUCUAA